UCACGUCCCCUCUGAGUGGACCUUGGAUUCUACUGGAGUAUCAGUGAGCUUUGAACAGUCAAACUCCCAAGUGCUCACUGCACACGUAGCCUACAUCUGAUAUGCAGGGACUUCAUUUUCCCUUCUGACCACAUUUGUGUGGAAGAGCUUUUCGGUGUUUGCCCCUUUGAGGAGAAAUGAGUCAGGCUCUUUGUUCCAUGUCAAAUACUGAUGAACGCAGGUUUAAGGCGAGGGAGAGACAAUUUGAUGGAGAUUUGCAGGAUGAAGUUUAUACACAGAGAGCGAUAGGGGCCUGGAAUGUGCUAUGAAGCACACAUGAUCAUAGUGUUUAUAGGAAGUUAGUCAGACACGUUGGAGACAUUGGAGGGACAUGAAUCAGAAUCAGACAUAUGAUAGGAAAUUUGCUGUUUUGCAGCAGCAACAUAGUGCAAAGAUAUAACAUUACCAUAGAUCAUACAAAUAACUAAACAGUGCAAACAAAGGAAUAAGGAGGAGGUAUUCCAGGGUUCAUGGAAUGUGCAGAAAUCUGAUGCUGAAGGGAAACAAAUCUGUAACUGACUCAUUGACUGAAUUUUGGGUCUUCAGGCUCCCAUACCUCCUUUCUGAUAGUAACAAGGAGGAGAGGGCAUGUCCCAGAUGGUGACGGUCUUUAGGGAUGGAUGUCACCGUAUUGAGGUACCGCCUCUUGACGAAGUUGUUGAUGGGAGUACUGCACAGAUGCAACAGGAGCAUUCCUGCACAGGUUUGAUGAACAUUUUCGACGGGAAGCCAGUCUCUGGAAGAGAGAGGCACUGCCUAGCGGUGUGGUCGUCAUGGGAGCGGUCUGAGGUAGAUUCGGAAGGCUUCGGUGAGAACAGGGCUUCAGUGAAAACAGGCAGAGAAACUGUGUUUAAUUUAUGCUUUUCUCAUCAAUGCUGCCACUCCGGAGCUGAUUAUCCGUUAUUUGUGAAGCGGGGUGUCGUGUGCAGUCAUAAUCGGAUGAAAAACAGACGUGGGAGCACGGAGGAACAUUGGGAACAUCACCAGGAAGACCUUCUUCGUUGCUGCUGCUGUGAGGUCCGGGUCUCUGCUGGGAAGAACAGGCCCCCAGUCUUCAGGGUCGCGUUGCUGAUGGCCGUUGGCGGGGGUGUUUUAGUACGCUCAGCAGAGGAUGGUGCUCGGAGAAGCUGUGCCGGAGGGGAUGGUCGGAGGCUCGGAGGUUCAAUGGACUCGGAGUCCGCUGCGGUCAGGUCGCUUUCAUUGUGUGCUGCGUCUGCGAGGCUGAGUCGGGCAGUGCCGUGGAAGUCCAUAGAGGGGGUAUUCCCUUCUGCCGCUGGUGUGGGAUGACGAGUCUAUCGGGACCCUGAGGACUUAUGGAAACUGUGUGGUGAUUUCUUUUGUACUUAUCGUCUUUUAACAUCUUUGGACUAUUUUUACUGUGCCCAUGGUCUGUUUUUUUUUUAUCAAUUAUGCUAUUGUUUGCACUGUUGUAACUAUGUGGUUUUGUGCAGGUCUUGUAGCUUUAGUUUUUGGUCUUGUUUUGUCUGGUGGAUUUGGAGCUCCUUUCCGGGGAACAUGCUAAGAUGAUAGCUCAAUAUUAAUACUUAGCAGCCUCUCCGGUCUCUGGAUUGGGGAUUGCCAAACGUUAUGUGGAUUUUCUGGUGUAGUCUGUUUUGUCAUGUGCUUUUGUGAUAUCAUUCUGGAGGAAUGUUGUCUCAUUUUUAACUGCAUUGCAUUUGUGGUUUCUAAAUGACAAUAAACUGAAUCUGA
Molecule: messenger RNA, 1749 nt
Organism: Hypanus sabinus (Atlantic stingray)
Lineage: Eukaryota; Metazoa; Chordata; Chondrichthyes; Myliobatiformes; Dasyatidae
Exons: 2
Coding region: 628-1326 (232 amino acids)
Source: RefSeq, a predicted model, not a curated record